UGGUGCUGGGGAGCGCAGCAACCUAAGGAGGAGGAGCGAGUGGGCAGAAGGGACAGGGCUGGGCAGCGCUCGGUGGUUGGCACUGUUUCGCGCACCCGUUCAAGCGGCAGAUCGCACUCCUUCCAGCAGCUCUCGCUGACCGCGCUAGCUGCCUCUCCUGCACUCCUGCGUCCUGAGCUCAUCUGCAAACGUCCUGGCGUCCACAGCCACCAUGCCUAGCCUUUGGGACCGCUUCUCGUCGUCCUCCUCCUCUUCGUCUUCGUCGUUGUCCCGAACUCCCACCCCAGAUCGGCCGCCCCGCUCGGCCUGGGCGUCGGCGGCCCGAGAAGAGGGUCUCGGCCGUUGUGCGAGCCUGGAGAGCUCGGACUGCGAGUCCCUGGACAGCAGCAACAGUGGCUUCGGGCCCGAGGAAGACCCGGCAUACCUGGAUGGGGUGUCCCUGCCGGACUUCGAGCUGCUCAGCGACCCCGAAGAUGAGCACCUGUGUGCCAACCUGAUGCAGCUGCUGCAGGAGAGCCUGGCCCAGGCGCGCUUGGGCUCCCGGCGCCCCGCGCGCCUGCUGAUGCCCGGCCAGCUGGUGAGCCUGGUGGGCAAAGAACUACUGCGCCUGGCCUACAGCGAGCCGUGCGGCCUGCGGGGGGCGCUGCUGGACGUCUGCGUGGAGCAGGGCAAGAGCUGCCACAGCGUGGGGCAGCUGGCUCUUGACCCCAGCCUGGUGCCCACUUUCCAGCUGACCCUCGUGCUGCGCCUGGACUCACGCCUCUGGCCCAAGAUCCAGGGGCUGUUUAGCUCGGCCAACUCUCCAUUCGUCCCAGGCUUCAGCCAGUCCCUGACACUGAGCACAGGCUUCCGAGUCAUCAAAAAGAAGCUGUAUAGCUCGGAGCAGCUGCUCAUUGAAGAGUGUUGAACCUCGCCUGGGGGCUAGGGGAGGCAACACCUCCCCUUGGCAAAGAAGCCUGAACUUUUGGGGUGGACAGUCAGGAGUUGAGGGACUGCUGCCUGUCGUUGGAAAACUGACAACAGCCACCUGAGGGGAGCAUGGUCAAGGUGGGGGAGCAGUGUUUCCUAGGAUGCUCAAUGGGGUGUGUGCGGGUGGCCCCCCUUUGGAGGCACGCGCCCCUGAGUACUGUAGCAUGAAACAAAGGCUUAGGAGCCAGCCAGGCUUCUGGCCGGAUGUGUAGCAUGUACCUUAUUAUUUUUAUUAUUACUGACAGUUAAGACAACAGUAGACUAACAGGGCCAAGAGAGCAGCUGGGCUGCCCUGGCCUCAGCAAGGGGUGUGUGCUCAUGGUAGCUGGACCUAGCGGGGUGGGGGGUCACCCAGGGUGGUUUCUGUGUCUUCAUGGUCUGAAGGGACCAAGUGUGUUUGUUCUCUGUUUUUGUAUCCUUUGUUUUUCUGAUCAGAACUUCACUACUGACCUGUUCUAGGCAGCUAUCUUACAGACGCAUGAAUGUAAGAGUAGGAAGGGAGUGGGUGUUGGGAUCACUCGGGGUCUUUGACACUUGAAGAAAAACACCUGGGAGCUGCGUUCUGUACCCCACCCUUCCCCCCACCCCAGUUUAUACUGAGGAAUUGAGCUUUGAGGGGUUGGGGCUGAGUGGAGUCGGGGCUGGAACCCUGCCCCCAGAGGAGUGCCAUCUGGGUCUUCCAUCUAGAACUGUUUACAUGAAGAUACUCGCUGUUCAUGAAUACACUUGAUGUUCAAGUAUUAAGACCUAUGCAAUAUUUUUUACUUUUCUAAUAAAAAACAUGUUUGUUAAA
Molecule: messenger RNA, 1762 nt
Organism: Choloepus didactylus (southern two-toed sloth)
Lineage: Eukaryota; Metazoa; Chordata; Mammalia; Pilosa; Megalonychidae
Gene: DDIT4
Product: DNA damage inducible transcript 4
Exons: 3
Coding region: 212-907 (231 amino acids)
Biological process (GO): response to hypoxia; apoptotic process; negative regulation of TOR signaling
Cellular component (GO): cytoplasm
Molecular function (GO): 14-3-3 protein binding
Source: RefSeq, a predicted model, not a curated record